UAUUUUCAUUUCGCGCCAAAAUCAUUAUUUGCUAAUGGGAGAGUGUUGAGUGUUGUUUGAGGUUUUCAAAGUUUUAAAAACAAAAAGCAAAUAUGACAACGAAAGAAGACAUUGAUUUAGCUUUCCAAGAAAUGAAUCAUAAAUUAGACGAUUACAUACUAAAUAAAUGUCUUGAACUUUGUAAAAUGUAUAAUAUCGAAGCUGAAGACUUCUGCGACCAAUGGUACGCAUUUACCGCCUCCAACUUAAACGGCGACGUCCCUACAAUCGAACAUUUGGAAAAAAUGGAACGAAAAGUUUUUCAUAAAAGCAAAGAACAAAGUUUCUCGAAAGUCAAUUAUGAAGAAAUCGAAGAAAAAAAAAAGCCCAGCGAGUUUGAAAAUGCUGUGUUAACACCACAAUCAAAGGUGAGUAGAAUAAAAAAAAAAAACAAAUCGCCUCCGGUCAGAAACGAACGUUGGCUUGUAUGCGGUGUUGCCAGAUGCUUUUUCUUUUAAAUCUGUAGAUUUUUUUUUAAAUAAGUUUACUAUAAAU
Psylliodes chrysocephalus is the source of this 534-nucleotide messenger RNA. NCBI's taxonomy places the organism in Eukaryota, Metazoa, Arthropoda, Insecta, Coleoptera, Chrysomelidae. The record is from the annotation of a GenBank genome assembly.